Molecule: messenger RNA, 11642 nt
Organism: Paramuricea clavata
Lineage: Eukaryota; Metazoa; Cnidaria; Anthozoa; Malacalcyonacea; Plexauridae
Source: the annotation of a GenBank genome assembly
GCAUUCUGCGAGGAAGGAAAUAUUACAGAGAAUGGUAUUCUUUCGUUUGCAAAGUUUGUUAUUUUCCCAAUUUUGGAAUUGCAAGGUGGAAAAGGUAAGGAUUGCAGCAAAAGUUGUGAGUUACCUCGCGUAACAUGGCGGUAACAAGUUACACGUAUCUUUGUUUAGAUUUUGUCAUUCAUCGCAGGGAGGAAAACGGUGGAAAUAUUACAUUUAAAACUUACCAGGAUGUUGAAGAUACGUUUGCGAAGAAGGUAAAGCAACGAUUAAAUCUGGUUUAGUGCACCAGGUGCGAUAAAUCGCAUAGUACUUACUCCAAUACCACGCUCUGAUACAUCCUAGCCAUGAGGCCCUGGGACCGAGGAUGGGUCUGAUACUUCUUUGUUUUGUGGUCCCAGGCACACAAAAGUUCUCUACCUCUGGUUACUAAUUAAAAAUGAUUAAUAAGGGUAAAAUAUUUGAUUUUAGGAACUUCAUCCACAAGACUUGAAGAACGGCGUGACAACGGCGCUUAAUAAGGUAAUCUUGAACCGUCUGUGCCAGUGUAAGUAGUGGCAAUAAUAUGAACAAGCUUUCGUCGGUAGGAAUACAACUACCUGAAAAAGCGAAGGCCUUUCAACUGGAGUUACUAGCCUAAGGGCCUUCGCUCGAAACGUCGAAAUUCUCUUUCUAUUUUCAGGUAUAGUUGCAUUCCUACCUACGAAAGCUUAAUAAAGUACACUAUCCUAAAACAAGAUUGGAUUAAUCCCGCAUCAAGUUUCUUAGAACUCAUGAAAAGUAUAAUUUGGACACCGAUUGCAAUCAGUACACCCGUCUGGAAAGUAUGGCCUUGGCUAUAGUAAUAUAGAGCCUCGUUUUCGUGACUUGAGAUAUUGGGUUUUGAGUUAUUUGUCGUGUUAAUUACGAAAUCGUAUACAGUUAUAUUAGAUAGUUAGACUUUUUGCGUGAGCUCUAUUCAUCAUGAUUCGUCACUCAGCAAGUACCGUAAACAGAAGCAGUCCCCCCUGGAAAUACUAAAAAUGGCGCACGUCCAGGGGGUGACUGCUUCUGUUUACGGUACUUGCUGAGUGACGAAUCAUGACGAAUAGAGCUUACGCAAAAAGCAGUGGAGAUGGACUUCUGUGUAGUAUUCUGUGAUAAAGGCCUCUAAAGCUGAUAUCCCAAACCCGAAAAUGAGGCUCUGUAGCCAAGGCUGUAAAGUAUUUUCCGGAAGGGUGUAUUAGCACACUGGUUAUUAUGUGUGGAAACUACAUAUCUGGUCAUACCAUAACAUAAAUUUUGUUUAUUUUGAGGAAGUUGUUAGACCCAAUUAGGAAAAAGUUUGAAUCUCCUGAACUCCAGAAAUUGAAGCAACAAGCUUAUCCUGUUGAAAAAGUGAAAAGUAAGCAAUAACUCUACAUCAUUUUGUAUAUGACACUCAGUUUAUAAAUUCAUGCCCAGAUUAUGAUAAAAAUUCUUGUUUUCUGUAGAAGCCAAAGGUGGUGGUAGCUCCGCUUCAGACAGAGCAGUUGAUCCUUCAAGACUUGAUAUAAGAGUUGGAAAAAUAGUGUUUGCUGAAAAGGUAUAUUAGAGAACGUUUGUGGAGAUAAAUGUUUGAGUUCUGAUGACUCCUUUGCUUGCUCGAUGAUGACUCCGUGUUUUUUGUUGAUAUAGCAUCCUGAGGCGGACACUUUGUACUUAGAGAAAGUAGACGUUGGAGAACCUGGUAUGUGAACUUUAUUCUCGUUUACUUAUUAAUUACACUUAACUAAAUGCCAUUCCUUUUUGGUCUACACACAUAAAAACGUAUUGUAUUCAGUAAGUCCUUGUAUUGCCAAUUACCAUGUGCCAUAAGUAUUUUGGUCACAAGAAAUCCAGGAAAAAUCUUCUAUCAUUGUAGCACCACGUACUGUAGUCAGUGGGCUAUCCGGUCUUUAUCCUUUGGAGAAACUCCAAGAUCGUCAAGUUGUUGUACUAUGUAACCUUAAACCUGUAAAUAUGCGAGGUAAAUAUCGAUAUCCCUUUUGUGUUAAGCCCGUUUUCCACCGGGAAAAUUUGUUCGUGCGAAACGACUUUUUUCUUUGUCAGCAUCGCUUUUGCUGACGUGAUAAGCGAUGUCGAAAAACGAAAAAGUCGCUUCGCCCGAAUAAAUUUGCCUGGUGAGGGGCUUAGGUACAGUAAAAUCCCGCUGUCUUGAACAGCCAAGGGAAACAGCAAAAAGUUCGAGAUAGCGAGGUCCUACUGUAUUCGUCUUUUAUUAUUUCAAUGUUUGGGGCUUGGUAAUCAUUCUUGUUUUAUUAAUUGUCUAACAUUAGGUAUCAAAUCUGAAGCAAUGUUGUUGUGUGCAAGCGUGACUGGGUAGGUCCUUACGAAUUGAAACGACACAUUCUUUCAAUUGAUCUACUCACGCAAAAGAGUGGUAGGUCUACUUGUAAAUGUUCAGUAAAACUAUUUUAUUCGGUAUGAUGUAUAUUUUCAGGUCAGAUGAUAAACGUGAAAUCGUACCGUUGGAUCCCCCAGCAGACAGUAAACCUGGUGACCGAGUAACUGUGGAGGGGUAUGAACACGACAAACUUGGAGGUUUGUCACAUAAUAGUCUGUUUAAACUGCUGUCGAAAAUCUGUUCCCUAAAGGAAAUAUUUGCGGAAAAAUGGUCUUCAAAACGUAGUCUUAAAUUUUUUGGAGGGUGUUGAAGAAGGUUUAACCUCUUAACUGACGAAAAAUGUUUUCAAAUUUUUAGAACCUGACGCACAACUUAAUCCCAAAAGGAAAAUAUUUGAAUCUUUACAGGUACCUGUAAUAAAGAAGUUAAUGAUAUUUUAGUGGAUAAUCCGUUCUAAAAAUCGGUUGCCCUAGAGGUGCAGGAAGAAGCAUCUCUUAUUAAGGAGCUUACGCAAGUGACGUUUUUGGCAACAUGGAGAUUGCCGGGGGGGGGGGGGGGGGGGACUGGACUAAAAACUGUGUUUGUAUCAGUUUGUGGUAAUCUUUAACGCAUAUGACAAAACAUAAGAUUUUUAAAGUUUUUUGCUUUCUUACACAAGCGCUAUGAUGCAAAAUGCCAUGUCAGUGUUAUAUUACCGGAGGAAACCAGAGUUUAUUAAGUUGACCGAAUUUAGCGACACUCGCUAUAAUUAGAGGAAAGUAGUACACCACCAUAUCCAUGCCAGACUUUUGCCGACAGGAAAACAAGUUAAACAACAUCCUGCCAUCUGCUAGCUUAGAUGACAUUGCCAACCGUUUGUGGUUUGCCUAGCCUGUAAAAUUACAUAGUGCUUCUUAAACCCCCACUCCCCUAAGUCAAUGUUGAGCUCGUGUCAUGGCAAAUUCAAAAAAAUUGUUUCGGGGUUGUUUACAACAUUGAACUUGGGGAGAGGUGAUAACCAAGUUUAUUUUGUCAAUGCACAUUAAUUUUGCAAUAAUGCGAGAAUUAUUCAACAAACGAUUGUAGUACAGCUAGCGUAUGUAUUUGUUUCGUGAGCAUUCAGAUUGAGUUAGAUGCCCUUGAAACAAAGACGUGCGUUGUGUUUCGUUUCGAUUGGAGUGGAAAUCAGACUUUAUUAAUACUCUUAAAUAAUUAUAUUGUAUAUAUGUGUUGCUGUAAAUAGUGCAUGACUAAAUAUUGAAUUAAUAUACUGUAAUUUAAAGUUACAGGACCCCACUGAAAAACACUUCGGUGAUGUGGGUACCCUGGAUAAGUAUGAAGAUGAUAAUAAUAAUAGUAAUAAUAUGUUUCCACCCAAUAUCUGUGUCAGGACAUUGCAGAGGUUGAAAUAAGGUUUUCAUUUGGCGACCAAUAGUGGCCCUCGUGGCGACUGGGAAAAUUUUCUAGAGCCCUUAGAGAAUAUCUUAGUGAUCAAGCAUUUCAUUCUUCUUUUUAUGCUAUUUAUAUGCAAAGAGAAUACUUGAGACCUAGCCACUUGGGCGAUUAAGGAAUUUUAAAAUUUCAAUCCCUGGCCAGGACUAACGGACGUGGUGGAUUUGUAUUUUAAUAACCACUAAUCCAUUCAGAACAUUACUCACCAUUUAUCAUCUUGCUAUUUCAGCCUGAGCUUUUAACAUCAGAAGAUGGAAUCGCGGAGUAUAAAGGAAGUUCAAUGUCAACAAAACUUGGUAAAAUUACGUCAUCUUUAAGAAACGCUGCAAUCUCUUAAUAGUUACUGUAGGUAUUAAAAAUUCUUCAUUUUACUAACAACUAAUAACAAUAGACAACUAAAGAUUUAUGAAUAUUAUUUGAAACGACUUUGUACCAGCGAGCUAGUUGGAAACUGUGACUCUUCUGUACAUGGUCAUGUGGAAUUGAAAUUGAGUGAAUGCAUAUAAUAUACAGGGUGUAUCAAUAAAAACGCAACCUCGGAAUUUCCUAAGAAAUCACUUUGCAAUUCUUAAGCAUAAAAGAUUUUAGGCCCCUGGGAAUUGAAAUCGAAUUGCUAAUAGAUCAUAUUACUGUUGUUGUGCAUUAAAUAAAUGCAUAAAUUUUGCUUUAUGCACUCGCGUGUGCAGUAAUUUUGACAGUUAUGCUAUUUUAAAUUCCCAGGCGCCUUAAAUCUUUUGUCUUUAAAACAAUGUCGAUUUCUUGGGAAAUUCCGAGGUUGCGCUUUUUUUGAUACACCCUGUACACCCUGUAUAUGGUAGAAGCAAGAAAAAUUAACACUGAUGCCAAUGAUUAAAAGAAUAUUGAUUUCCAAUUUGGUUGAUUUCCAAAUUCUUGGUUAGAUUUUAACCAUGUUCGUGUCAAAGUUUGUAGGAACUGAUGUUUUCCGCAUAUCUUACUGUAAGGGGCUACAGUUUAAUUUAUUGCAAGAAUAUAUUGGCUAGGUAGUAGAUAGCAAAUUAUGUAUACUGGAAUCAAUGAAUUUGAUCUACCAAAUACUUAGAAUAUACAGCUGUUAAAAUGUUAAAAUGCCUCGACGUUCCGAACGAAGACCAAUGGCCUUCAGACACAAACCACGACAGCUUUUUUUUACUAGGUCAAAUUUUGUAUCUACAUAUUAUUUAGUAUCGAGCCAAUAUAUUUCUUUGUGAUGUCAACAAGGGAUGAAGGGCCUGCUUGUAGUCUUUCUUUAUUAGUUUGAAUAUAGAACACUUCAGUUCCCCUUAGUUCCGUCUUCUCAUCUGCCUUGAUAUUCGCAUGCAUGAUUGAAAUAUCAAACUACCUGAAAAAUAUAAAGCACUUUCAACGAUUCAAGCAAAAACUGUCGUCUCGCUGUUAUCUCCCAUACGAAGGGUCUUCAUUUGAAACGUCGAAAUUUUUAAGUAGUUUGAUCCAGGCGUGAGUUUGAUCGUUCAUUUUUCAAGGAGUUUGAUAGUUUAAGCAAUUCGUGAAUAUUGGACCACGUAUAUACACCGAACGUCAUGCAACAUUCAAAGUACUGUAUUAUAUCUUUCGAUAUUUCAUAUAAAAACAUCAGUAAAGGCAGCUAAAAGUAGUUAUAAAAAGCAACAAUAAAAAAUGUAGACUAUUGUCUAGAUCGUUUUCAAUUAAAAUAUCUCUCUGCCCGCACUGCAUACAAUGUUUUUUUAUAUUUUCUUGCGGGGAAAAUUUGCUUCAAAAUUUAAUACGAAAUCCCGCACUUCAGAAUUUGUUGGUUUGCCACAUCCGCUGACGUCGGGCGAAUAUAAACUUACGAUCCUAUCUUAUUACAAUGCUAAGUACUUCCUGCAGCAAAAUGAUUAAAGACUUUGAAUGACCGAUUUACAAACUGUAUAUUAUUAUUUACUGAAAAUCAUGCUCAGUGCAACACGUAGUCUACAAACAGAAGUGGGUGUAUAAACAGGUGGUAUGGCGUGUAAUUUGCGAAUAUUAAUACUUUACAAACGGAGACAUUGAGCCAUCAUUCAGUCCGAAGUUCCUGCCAUAGACUAUAGUCUCAUUAGUCUGCGAACCUCAUCAUAUCGAUCAUAAUUUCAUCGUAUCGAAAUGUUUGGGGGCAGACGUGCCACCUCGCGUUUGCUUGCUGUCUUUGUAUUUGUCUCAGUGAUAUUCAUAUAUUUCCUCAUCAACAAUUCAAACACAACUGUAAAGAACGCGGAUUUUAUAAACUCAAGAAAUGCAAAGAAAACUUAUCCGAAGAAGUCUCAAGUCGACUUAGUUGUAGUGGAAGAACACCACGAAGGUUUGUUGAAGUUAUGUAUCUUUUAGCAAAAUUAAAAUUGAAACGUGUUUUGUCUGAUGCCCCCGACAGAUUUCAAAAGGCAAAAUGCUUUUAAAGAGUAUUGUAUAUGUAUAUAUUAAAAUGCUGCGCAUGCUGUUACUGAAUACUGAGCAGCAGAAAUAGUGAUGAACCUUGAGGAAAUGUAACACUGGCAAAAUGCAACACUACAUUUAUUUGUCUCCGAAUAUAAAAAAUACUGCAUAUUAUGAAAUCAUGCAGAUAACCAUCCUGUCAUAUACUGACUGACCUUGCACACCUAUAAACCCAUCUAUACAUUCACAGCUCUGAUGCUUUCCAGCUUUUCAAUACUUUUUGACUAGCUGUUUCUACUAAAAAUUCGGAUAUUUUAGGAGAGACGUUACUCGUUAUGCUCUGCUAGCUUAUUUUUAGUUAAAAUUUAUCAAUAAUAAAUUAAUAGUAGCUAAUUACUGCGUGGGCAUGUACUGACGGAGUUAUGCUUUUAAUUCCUGAAAGAAUACGACUUUCACUGCGGUUAACCCAGCUGUUGACCCACAAACGUACUUGGCAAUAUUUAAUACUGCACGAACUAUGCAAUAUUUUCGUGAAUAAGGGCCCAAAGAUGGUCAUUCAUUAAAUGCAAAAUUGGCUCGCAUGAUUAAAUAUUGUGAUAACGCAUUUCCAAUCUAUGAUAAUAUUUUCAUUAGAUUUGGUUGUCAGCACACAUUUCAACUUAAUAGCCUGUCACGUGACGAAUAUUACAAGAUAGUUAACUGUUUCCCCUUAGCCUGCGCGCAGUCGCAGACUCCCAAAGGUAGCAGGCUAGUUUCCCCUGGGCUAUCAUGGUAAAGGCCGGAUAAAACGAGGAUGCGAGUGCAUGAGACCCGCAAUCUUUGUUAUCUGUUUUCUUUAUAUUCAUGAGUGAAUUUGUCCCAGCCAGGAAACCGUAGACACAAAUGUGUGUAUGAACGUUUAUUGAAAGUGACGUUUUGGCUUAACUCGAAACACCUUCAGACGUACACUAAAAUUUAAAUGUUUCCGCAACAAUGUUUCCUAGUUUGCCCAGGGCUUAACUCGAGUUAUCCUCGUUUUACCGUAGCAGAAUACACGAUGUACGAUCCAUUGUCUGUGAGCAACGAAGAAGAAAAUGCACAAAACAUUUUAUGCAUCAAUGACCACCGACAAUGGGCAUCGCCGAUGUUUACGAUGAAUGUGAACCAGGCUUAAUUAUAAUCAGACAAUGGCACUGGGCUAGCCUGCGUAGCACUCGCUUUAUUUUAUUGAAGGUUUUCAUGAUUUUUGAACAAAUGGUCCUCAAAACCUUCAAUAAAAUAGUUUAAGCGACUGCCACGCAGGCUAGCACUGGCCAAUCACCUAAUUCAGAGGCACAUUUUCUGAAGACCGCGCUUAGAAAAUGAAAGACAAAAUGAGGUAUAGGAGGGGAUGUGCAUGACUGAAGCGUUAGCCACAAUUGUUCUCAACUGGUGCUUGGUCAAAUAGCAAUUACCUUGCUGUCAAUCAUAUGUAAAUAUUUUCUUUUAAUUUAAUGUUUUAGUUUUGGAAUAUUGGUUUGAUGCUGCAAACAAAGGCAAAAUACCAAAAUCAGGAAAUGUGUUGGUACGUUGAAUCACCCCGUUUACACGGUACCGGCGAAUUUGGGACCGGUCUGAAAUUCGUCCCUUUUUCGCCUGUUUACACGCGAAUUCGUCCUGUUAGGGGCUCUCAAAUUCGUCCGGUUCCGUGGUUCUCGUGUGUUUACACGGCCGAAACGGCCGAAUUUCAGACCGGACCCAAAUUCGUCCGCAAGAUAUUGUACACAAGUCUGGUCACCACAAUCGGUAUCACUGAUACUUCAAAUUGAAAACGUUCAACGCCGCGCAACCAGAUAUAUUCUAUCAUUACCAUUCAUGUCGGGAAUACCAUGCAAAGAGAGACUCAUAAAAACUGGUCUGUUACCACUGUCGUAUACUGGUAUGAAUAUCUUGAUAUCAUUUAUCUGUACAAAAUGCUUGUUUCAUCCCACGAGCGGACCGUAGACAUCCCUUUUGAAUGUCUAUCGUCUGUCUCAUCCUAUUUGAGUUGUUGGUGACAUUCGUAUAUCCAAAUAAAGACAACUUGUCGCGUGACCAGGGAAAACAGUGGAACAGCUCAAAUACAUUACAUAUUCCCUGUGCAAAUACAUUAACAUUUCAAAACAGUUUUUAUUGCAGAUCUUCUAGGACAUUUAACUGUUUACCAUCAGUUUUACGUCAAUCAAAUCUCUCUAUUAAUCAAUUUAAAUUAAUCUCUUUAGUCAUGCACUAUCAGAAAAUGUCUGAAGAAAUCUAUGACAUUGGUGUUCCACAAACUUUCAAAACAAUCUGUAUUAAAUGCCAUUCAUGUCGUCCCUUGUCUAGUCUCUCUGUUAAAUCGUGUUGUUAAUAAUUAUCACUUAUAUGUAUUCUGUAUAAAUAGUUAAGGUUACCCGUAAAGGAGUGUUCUGCUCUGUGGGUAUAACCUGUCAUUUAUUUGACAAAGAUUGUAAAAUAAAAUAAAAUAAGAUAUCUCUCGCUCGACAGAACUGCAACGAUGCAACUGUAAGAUCCUCUGGCAGGAAUCGAUCUUGCGGUGCUGCGAUUCCGGAAUCGCUUGUCGAGCGUCGCAGGGCCGUAGGUUCCAUUCCUGUCAGAGGGUCUAUUUUCACCCAGAAAGCCUGCUCGCAGGCUAGCCUAUACUCUAUAGUCGCAACUGCUCCUGUUUAAGUCUGAACUUUGUACUGUUUAAUAAACGAGCAGGAGUGUUUUAUUAGGUUUAAAGACACGAGCGCGCAGCGCGAGUGGCUUUAGACCUAAUAAAACACGACCUGCGAGUUUUUUAAAUGGCUUCAAAAACGUUUGCAUAGUCACAUCUUUAUACAGGGUGUAUAAAAAAAGGAGACCUUUAGAAAUCAAGCAUAUUGUUAAAAUUUGAAUGCCUUUUCUAUUGCACAUAUGCUGAACCGUAGUGCGUGUAAUAUUGAUGGUGCAUAUAUUAGAAAAAAGAGACCUUUAGAAAUUGAAAUAAGGUUUAAACAAAAGAUUGUCUGCUCCUGGGAACAAUCUGCCAUGCAUACUGUACGUAAAUCGCAUGCUACGCACUCGUGGGCUUAGCAAAGUGCUCCAGGAUUCAAAUUAUAACAAUGGUUGAUUUCUAAAGGUCUCCUUUUCUAAUAUAAGCACUCCAUCAAUAUUUCACGCACCACGGUUCAGCGUAUGUGCAAUUGAAAAGGCAUUCAAAUUUUAACAAUAUGCUUGAUUUCUAAAGGUCUCCUUUUUUUUAUACACCCUGUAUAAAAAUCUUUAUAUAAAAAUCUUUAUAUAGUUUGCAUAACAACGGUCUUUGGUUAAAGUGUUUUUUAGCUGGUAUAAAGACGUAUGCACGUGACUAAUUUCUUACUCAAGAUUGGAUAAUUGCUUCAUGAAUUAUUAAUGAGUGUUUGAAAUAUAUCUAAUCUCUCGCUCGAAAUUUCUAUGUAUAAAAGCAUAAAAAGCCUUCAACUGUAAAUGAGUAUCAAUUCGCGAAUUAUGAUAAUUAGAAUGCUGUUAUAUUUUGUCAGUUUAAUAUUAACUUGUAUUUUAUUCCAGCUGCACAUAGAUGCGCACAGUGACAUGGCGCCUCCUGAGAUGGUAGACGACUAUCCUGUAUUUCGAUGGCCAAAAAAUAAUCGUGAAGUAAAAGCUAUGAUGCAAAGCAACGACGUUUUUAUUCAGGUCAAUAUAAUUACUGAUAUAAUUAUUGAUAUAAUUGUCCAAAUUAAAGUUGUUAAAUUAAAGGUGAUGUAAAGUCCGUAAUGUAAACAAACGCUUUGUUUACAUUUGGACUCACUGCUACAGUUGUAAAAUAUGAUUAGAUAUAUAUUAUACUGAAUUUUUAACACUUUUCUGGUUCGUUAUGCUUGUAAAUGAAUACAGACUAGAGAUUCAAUUCAAGAAAGUUCGGAAAGAGCGAAAUAUUAACAACAUUCCAAAGGUUGCUCCCCCACUGAUGGAAUGUUUUGAUGCGCAGAAUAUAUGCGCAGAACGGACUUUACCGCAUCUUUAAAAAAAUUAAUAAUAAUAAUUUAUUGCAAUAAAGAUAAUUAUACUGAUCAAACUUUUUGCACUCUUUGCCAGGGAUCGAUUUACUGCUAUUUUUUAUGAUAUGAAGCAAAAAAUAUUAGAGACAAAAUGAGAUACAGUAAUUUGAGCAAUAACGUGAUGAUAAGCGAUCUGUGAACAACAAUUACAAUUCAACUACAGUAUGUUGAUGGGCGGGCGGCACACAUGACCGACACAACUCUGCACCAGAGCACCCCCCCCCCCCAGCUUGACUUUGUAGCUCGUGUAAACGGGGCCUACAAUGAAUGACGAACCUAUACCCUCCAUGUAAUGUUUUACUUAUUUUCAGGCAGCGGUUAUGUCGGGGUUGUUCAAGAAAGUCAUAUGGGUCUGGCCUUCUUGGGACGAAGACACGCACGAAGGGGACGAUAUUAGCGUAAAAUAUGGAGGAGGCGUAACUACUUUUGACAUACCUGACAAUGAGCAACAUUUUUGUGAAUGCCAGUACAGCAAAGACGGCAAAACCAGACAAGAAUGUCAGUUCGUUAACCGAACCAUGUUUUCUGAGGAUGAGGACUAUGACGGAAGCGACAUUGAGCCGAAGGAUUGUGAUAUUAAAGGGAAUAUGGUAUAUCAACAGAUUGUAGACUACAAUGCUUUGAACAAACUAAAACUCGGCCAGCUUGUUGGAGAGGGAGAAUCCUUACUACUCGAUAUCGACGAAGAUUUUUUUGGUUGUGUUUUAAGAGGACAUCGCUUGGUGGAUGCUGGCAUUCCUUGGGAUGAAGUGGAAGAAAUAGAUGAUUUAAUGAACGAGGUUUUCUGUCCUGAACUUACAGCGCAUGAAGGAAUUGCUAAUCGUUUUAUGCAAGUGAUAUUAGCGUUGAUAACCAAACAUUGUAAAUCAAGCGAAGAGGCUUCUGUGUCAUGUGUUACUCCACGAAACCCUAAAAGUAAGGCGUUAUCCAUUGAUAUAACCCGCGUGGUCAAAAGCUACUUGGAGAAAGGGAUUUUUUGUGCGAUGAGCAGAAGCAUUCGACAGCAGCGACUGGAAAAGCUCAUUGAGUAUUUCAUAGAUUUAACGGUCCCCCAAAUACGCGCAUGCGCAGACCUAGGGUUUUGUAUGCAAACGUCACCGCGUUCGUACCAAGCGAAUGGUUUUCAAUUAUGUCAUGGAGCUAAUGAGCCCAACACAACAAUUGUUACCCAGCAUUCACCAGGAGAAAAUGAAUUACUCCUGCGUCUCAAACGAGUACGGCGUAUGUUGCGAACACAGAGUUACCCGACCCCCGGUAUGGUGACUUUAUGCCGGUCGGUACGGGAUGGGUACACCUCGGUAAAGUAUUUUGAGGACAUUGAAGAGAGUGUUAUAGAAUCAGUCCUGGACAGCAGAAAAGACGUGAAUUUUAAUGUUAUUUAUGAUAUUAAUUUAUUGGGUGGGGAAAAGGGUUGGCCUUCUAGGCGAAUGAGAAAGACCACUAAGAAUGUCAAGCAAUGA